AUGUCCAGAAAAUUCAGUCGAAAAGAGACAUUUGCACUAUCGAUGAAAAAGAAAUCAAUUACGCAGGGGCAAAGUUUAGUGACCCGCCAUCCCCGAGUGUCCUUCCAAAGCCUCCAAGUCACUGGAUGGACAUGA
Staurois parvus is the source of this 135-nucleotide messenger RNA. NCBI's taxonomy places the organism in Eukaryota, Metazoa, Chordata, Amphibia, Anura, Ranidae. The record is from the annotation of a GenBank genome assembly.